Messenger RNA from Branchiostoma floridae (Florida lancelet), 4825 nucleotides. RefSeq names its product E3 ubiquitin-protein ligase HECW2-like. The coding region runs from base 1 to 1836 and encodes 611 amino acids. Gene Ontology annotation, molecular function: ubiquitin-protein transferase activity. The record is from RefSeq and is a predicted model, not a curated record. Lineage: Eukaryota; Metazoa; Chordata; Leptocardii; Amphioxiformes; Branchiostomatidae. Gene Ontology annotation, biological process: regulation of dendrite morphogenesis. The transcript is spliced from 17 exons.
AUGGCUGGGCACAGGAGGAUUCAGCGAGAAGUGGACCAGUUCCCACAAAUGUUUUUUAUUGAUCACAACUCGAGAACGACGACCUUUAUCGACCCCCGGCUGCCGUCCUCGGUGGUGCUGAGUCCGCAUCACGCGCCGAGCAUGGACUUCCUGCAGGUCCCGGGGUCAAGGUCACGGAGUCACAGCGCGGGGGAGGACGAAAUUAGAAGAAGCAGCAUCAACAUAACAGUGCGAGCCCCGGUCCCCCCUCCCCGUCCGCGGGAAACCCUGACCCGAUCGCUGGGCUCGGGUUACUCCGCACAGCCGGCAGCCGACGUGCCUCUCGCCUACAGCGACAAGGUCGUCGCCUUCCUUCGGCAGUCCAACAUCCUGGAUGUGCUGAGGGAGAAGCAGCCGGCCUUUGCUUCUAAUACUCUUCUUAAAGAGAAGAUUAACGUGAUCCGUAACGAGGGCACGGCGGCGCUGGAGCGGUUGGCGGACGACGUGGAUCUCAUCAUCCUGCUCAGCCUGUUCGAGACGGAGAUCAUGUCGUUUGUGCCGCCCGCGCAGCACGUGCAGACCCACGCCGACAGGGCCUACUCCCCACGUGGGUCACCACAGGCCUCACCACAGGCAUCUCCAGGUUUGCAGCGGGCCAACGCCAGAGCCCCGGCUCCGUACAGGAGAGACUUCGAGUCAAAACUGAGGAAUUUCUACAGAAAACUGGAGUCGAAGGGCUACGGACAGGGGCCGGGCAAGCUCAAGUUAAACAUCAGAAGAGACCAUCUUCUGUCAGACACCUUCAACAAAAUCAUGGGAACCACAAAACGCGACCUGCAGAGGAACAAGCUCUACGUCACCUUCGUAGGGGAAGAGGGGUUGGACUACGGCGGGCCGUCGCGGGAGUUUUUCUUCCUGCUGUCGCGUGAGCUGUUUAACCCGUACUACGGGCUGUUUGAGUACUCCGCCAACGACCAGUACACGGUCCAGGUCAGCCCCAUGUCCGCCUUCGUGGACAACGCACAUGACUGUCGAUGGAAAGUGCCUUACCCCUGGUUCAGGUUCAGUGGGCGGAUCCUGGGCCUGGCCCUCAUACAUCAGUACCUGUUGGAUGCCUUCUUCACAAGACCCUUCUACAAAGCCCUGCUCCGAACGCCAUGUGACAUCAACGACCUUCAGGCCGUGGAUGAGGAGUUCUAUGCAUCGCUGCAGUGGAUUAAGGACAACGACAUCACAGACAUUCUGGAGCUGACCUUCAGUGUGGAUGAGGAGGUCUUUGGACAGGUGACAGAGCGAGAGCUGAUCACGAAUGGUAAAAACGUCCCAGUGACGGAGAAGAACAAGAUGAACUACAUCGAGCGGGUGGUGAAGUGGCGGCUGGAGCGGGGCGUGGCCGAGCAGACCGAGAGCCUCGUCAGGGGCUUCUACGAGGUGAUUGACACGCGGCUGGUGUCGGUGUUUGAUGCCCGUGAGCUGGAGUUGGUGAUUGCAGGGACCGCUGAGAUCGACAUCGUCGACUGGAGAAAAAACACAGAAUACAGAUCAGGUUACCAUGACCGCCACCCUGUAAUUCAAUGGUUCUGGACGGCCGUGGAGAGGUUUGAUAAUGAGAGGAGACUCCGACUGCUACAGUUCGUGACGGGAACGUCCAGUAUUCCGUACGAGGGCUUUGCGGCGCUGCGGGGGAGUAACGGACCUCGUAAGUUCUGCAUCGAGAAGUGGGGCAAGAUUUCCGCCCUGCCCAGAGCCCACACAUGUUUUAACCGGCUGGACCUGCCGCCCUACCCGUCCUACGCCAUGUUGUAUGAGAAGCUGAUCAUCGCGGUGGAGGAGACCAGCACCUUCGGCAUGGAGUGAGCCGCCUGCGCUCUGCGGAGCUGAAACCUGACACUUCACACCAGCUGGGAGAAGAGUCGCGUUGCUUGGUGUAGCUGUAAGCUGAUACAGUUGUGUUGGAGCAAGCCUCUACAGACACAGCUGAGAGGAAACCUGAUACCCAGCCCAGCUGACAUGGCACAGCGGUGAGAUGCACCACCUGCAGCGGUGUGAGACUUGUGCCACCUGUACAGACUUCUGUCAUUCAAUAUACAUGUGUAAAGCCAUAUGCUCUGCUCAACAUGCAACCUGAUACAGCUGUGAGAGAACUCUUGUAACCUGAUACAGCUGUGAGAGAACUCUUGUAACCUGACACAGCUGUGAGAGAACUCUUGUAACAUGAUACAGCUGUGAGAGAACUCUUGUAACCUGAUACAGCUGACAGAACUCUUGUAACCUGAUACAGCUGUGAAAGAAUUCUCAUAACCUGAUACUGCUGAGAGAAUUCUUCUAACUUCAUACUGAUGUGACAGUCCCUCUUGUAACUUGAUACAGCUGUGUGAUAACUCCUGUAACCUGAUUAUGCUGUGAAGUUACUCUUGUAACCUGAUACAGCUGUGAGAGAACUCUUGUAACCAGAUACAGCUGAAAGAGUACUCUUGUAACCUGAUACAGCUGUGAGAGAACUCUUCUAACCUAACACAACAGCAGCCAAUCACUGAUCAGGUUACAGCAGCAACCAAUCACUGAUCAGGUUACAGCUGCAGCCAAUCACUGAUCAGGAUACAACAGCAGCUAAUUGGUGAUCAAUUUACCACAGUAGCCAAUCACACAUCAGGAAACCAGUCAGAAACAGGCUGUAUUCCUGAGGCCAUCUGAUUGGCUGAUGCUUGUCAGGUGGGCAGCAGUUCUCUCACAGCUGAUCAGCUGUUCAAUAUAUCAGGCAAGGUCAUGACCUUCAGCUCCAUCAGGUGGAUCAGCCAGUCAGUAUUUGUUUGUUUGUUUGUUUGUUUGUUCUGUGUAGAGCCAAUAUUCCAAGUCUUCAUCAGUACACUAUGAAUUACUGUAGAAGAAGUAAGACUUAUUCAGAGUGCAUAUUUAUUAUGAUGUGGAGACAGAAUCACAGUAAGCUGUAAAGACUGAAGAGUUGUGUUCUAUGUAUGUAACACAUGAUUUUGUGCAAUCUUCCUGGCCUUCCCAGGAUCCUCUUCUGCUGUGUCUAAGCCAUCGGGAGGGUCGUGUGGGGUCAUGGACAAUGAUGUCAUGUGGAAGAUACUGCUACAGUAUGGGCAUUGUUUUAUAACCUGCACAUUCUGUCCACAGUAUGACAUGAGCUGUGCCACUGAGAUGGGCCUUGUGCAAUAAAGGAUGGACCUUUCUUAAACACACCAGGUGUCCGUAGAGAUGAUGGGUUAGACCCUGUAGAAUAUCCAGAUGCCUACAGAGAUGACUGGGUUAGACCCUGGAGUUGCCCGGUAGAGUGUAGAGGUUGUUCUGCACAUGUCAUGUGCUCUUACUACAGAAUUCAGUAUGUCCUGCACGUAUACUGUGGAAUGGACUUGUAUUAUAGAUAAUGAUGAUGAUGCAUUCCUUCCUGCCUAGUACGAUGUGCAACUAUUUGUAAUGAUGGACUCUCCAAGGCUCCAUAUUCCUGUAAACUUGAAAUGAUGGCCUUGCAGCAAGAUUUUGCUUUAUUCUUUAUGUAAAGUUUUAUUCGAUAUGAUAUAAAAGACAAAAGUAACUAAUGUUUAAUCCUGUUGCAAAUGAGAGAAAUUCUAUCAUUCCUGAUGAACUCAUCCCAAUCUACAGCAACUGUGAUGGUGGUAUGCCAGUAGCACUCCUGUUGUAGCAUGGAAAAUCGCUAACACUUUAUACGACAACUCCUGUUGUAGCUUUGCCUGUGCUAGUAUCUCCAUAAUCAACAAUGGAUAGUGAGUGAUCUGUGUCAGAAACUCAAGUUCCUUAAAACUGACUUCACUUGACAAUUCAAAACGUCAUCCAGGCUCAAUGUUGUCCUGUAAAUUUCCAACACAGAAAAUUGGAUACAGUCAGGGAUUGCAAAUUCCUUGGCAAAUACUGGAGUUGGUCGGUCAAAAAUUUGGAUUUUGUGUGUUGAAAAUUACAGUACAACAGACAAGCCUACUGACUGAUGGUUUGCCAAGCAGAUGUUUGCUUGGAAAAUCGGAACAUUUCCUGUCGCACCGGAGAACUUGUGCUUCAGCAACCUGGGACAGAUAACAAUUUUCCUGCCAGACAUCUGCUUGGAGCUUGCCUCCACCCGAACCAGGCAAGCAGACGCUUGGUGCAAUUCUGUAUGACAAGUAUUUAUCACCGCCAUAGUUCUAUGCUGCAUUAAACGUCAAAGGGUGAUGCAGUAGCCAGGCAACAGUAACCAGGCAACAGCCACCUGCAGAAGCCUGCAGGAUUUUUGAAGCCUGUUUUGAUCUAAGAAACAUACUAGCACAUUUGUUGUUAAUGUUAUAUAAUAUAUGAAUAUUGUAUGUUGAUUUUAUUUACAUUUGUUGCUCUGCCGUAAUUUGUGUCAAAUCAGUCAUGAAUUCUGCUGCUAACUCAGUGAUGUAACUGACAGAAAUUUAUGUGCUUUCUAAUUUGUCUAGCUGAUACAAUGGCCCUUCAGUGUAACACACCAGCUUCUGUAUCUAUAUCUGUAUAGCCGGUAUAACCACCCUAAAGCGUAACACAGCAGCUUCAAGGUGCUUGAAGUUGGCAGCUUUCUUACACCCAAGAAAUGGCACCCAAUGGAAAGGUGCUUUUUGUGUUUUUACCUGAGGCGAACUUUGUCUGCUCUGUUUUACUACGUAACCAUAUAUUCUAUGAGACACCUUGUGUGAUUGGUAGUUUUACCGACUACCACAUAUUCUACGAGACAGCCUGUGUGAUUGGUUAGUAUUGACCUCUGACCUGGUGUCACAGAGAAGUUUGAGGAGCAAAUUAGAUUUUACACCGAAGAUGCUGGUUGGUUCAUUUUCAAUGUUGUUAUGAAACAUAAACUGCCCAGUACUGACACGUG